CCCCGAAUCGAGACUCGGCCCGCACAAAGCUCUUGUCUUAAGAAUUAACGAAGCAAAAGAGAACGUCUUUAUUCAUUUCGCUGUCGGGCCAGAGGAGCGAAGUAAAUGAGAGGAAAAGCAACACCAAAGAAAUUAAAAAACCAACACCCCGAAGCAAGCAAGGCAAAGCAAAAAGCAAAACCCCCUCAGAAAAGAUACGGACAACCCCAAUUCGAGCUGCUGUGAAGGAAAGUUAGUACGACUAAUUUGGAAGUACACAUCGGUACGCGCUUUACUAAUUCCCCUGUUUUUCAAUCGAAGUUGCUCUGUUCUCAUCGCUUGAGAAAAAGAAGGCAGGACACCGAUUUCCAGAAACUCCCGAGGAAGGCUUCAGAGUACACAGGAAUAGAGCACAUAUCAAUGGCUGGACCUGAAUUCUGAUCGAAAUCAUCACCUAAAGAAAUGAGCUUGCUUCUGUCUCGAAUUAGCCUCCGCGAGUUCUGCUUCUUCGUCGUCGUCCUCCUCCUCCUCUGGCUGUCGCCCGCUGAGCCCUCUUCCGACUACACCGACCUGGUCUUCAAGGGCUGCGCCCAACAGAAGGUCCCAGACCCGACCGACGCUUUCGCCCAGAACCUCAAAUCCCUCCUCUCCAAUCUCACCUCGCAGGCCUCCCAGAAGACCUACUACUCCACCGCCGUCGGCGAUGGCGCAACGGCCGUCUCCGGGCUCUUCCAGUGCAGGGGCGACCUCACCGCCGCCCAGUGCGGCGACUGCAUCGGCAAGACGCCCGACCUGGCUCGGAAGCUCUGCGGGGGCGCCGUUCCCGCCGCGAGGGUCCAGCUCAAAGGGUGCUACCUGAAGUACCGGAUCAGCGGCUUCCAGGAGGCGCCGGACACAGACGUGAUGUUCAAAGUCUGCGGGUCGGAGAAGGACCGCGGGUUCGGGGCGAAGAGGGAGGCGGCGUUCGGGAUGGUGGAGAGCGGGGUGGUCGACGGCGGCGGGUUCUAUACGGGGACCUACGGGAAUGUGUACGUGUUGGGACAGUGCGAGGGGGACGCUGUGAUCGGCGGCGACUGCGAGGGGUGCGUGAAGAGGGCGUUGGAGAGAGUGGGGGCGGAUUGCGGCGAGGCAAUUUCAGGGCAGGUGUACAUGAACAAGUGCUACGUGAGCUUCAGCUACUACCCCAAUGGCGUCCCCGGCGUCUCUUCUCCGUCGUCGUCGCUGGCCGGAACAGGGGAAGGCAGUGGCGGCAGCGGCGGCGGUGGCGGCGCCGGCCACACGCAGAAGACGGUGGCAGUGGUGGUAGGGGGAGUGGCCGCCGCGGGGUUCGGGAUCGUCUGCUUGCUCUUUGCGAAGUCGCUGUUCAAGAAGCGGGACGCCUACCGGUACGAGAGUUGAUGUCGCCCCUCUGCCUCAUACGUCGAUCGGGCCGUAAGUAGAUCGAGUAUACACAGGACGAAGUCAGAGAUUUGUGCAUUUUCCUUUUUGACCACGCGCACAGAGGAUUAUACAUGUACAUAGAGAACGAGACAGACAUUCAAAGAUUGCAUUGCAUUGCAAUGACUUUCUUUUUGGAAAGAUGAUGAGUAGGAGUAGGGCCCUAUCUUUCGGACCCACUUUCUUCUUUUAUGAGAUAAAGUAAAAGGUAGGAAUUAGGUUGUCUUAUUUACGCUUUGUUUCGUACACAGCUCUUGCUCUUCGGAUCAGCAUUUAGCUGUCGCAUCGAAUGCGAUGAUAAUAAUCGCUUCGAAGUUUUA
Molecule: messenger RNA, 1736 nt
Organism: Eucalyptus grandis
Lineage: Eukaryota; Viridiplantae; Streptophyta; Magnoliopsida; Myrtales; Myrtaceae
Product: plasmodesmata-located protein 2
Exons: 2
Coding region: 442-1377 (311 amino acids)
Biological process (GO): transport of virus in multicellular host; plasmodesmata-mediated intercellular transport
Cellular component (GO): plasmodesma
Source: RefSeq, a predicted model, not a curated record